AUGAUGAACUCCCUCCGGUCUUCUUCCGUCGCAUUGCGCGCUCGGUUGACCCCUCCCGCCCCUCUCUCUUCUACUCGCCUUCUUUCCUCCCACACUGCUACUUUCUCUUCCUCCAAGAGAUCCCUCUCCUCUGCUCCCCUUCGAUCUCCUAAAAUUGCGCCCUUUCGCUCCCGAUCAAUUCCGUCCUUGUACCUCAAUCAAUACCGAACCAUGGCUACCGAAUCCAAGAUCAAGGUCCUCAACCCGGUGGUGGAGUUGGAUGGUGAUGAGAUGACCCGUAUCAUUUGGAAGGAAAUCCGAGAAAAGUUGAUUCUGCCUUAUCUGGACAUUGACCUCAAGUACUACGACUUGGGUCUUGAGUACCGUGACGAGACCAACGACCAGGUCACCAUUGACUCCGCUGAGGCCAUCAAGAAGUAUGGUGUCGGUGUCAAGUGCGCCACCAUCACCCCCGAUGAGGCUCGUGUGGAGGAGUUCAAGCUGAAGAAGAGUGAGCUUUGCCUGUGGCUCUCUCCCAACGGAACUAUCCGUAACAUCCUUGGCGGUACCGUGUUCCGUGAGCCCAUCAUCAUUCCCGCCAUUCCUCGUCUGGUUCCUGGCUGGACCAAGCCUAUUGUUAUCGGCCGUCACGCUUUCGGUGACCAAUACCGCGCCACUGACCGCGUUAUCCCCGGCCCCGGCAAGCUCGAGCUGGUCUACACCCCGGCUGGUGGUGAGCCUGAGGUCGCUCAGGUCUUCGAGUUCAAGAAUGGCGGCGGUGUCGCUCAGACCCAGUACAACACUGAUGACUCUAUCCGCGGCUUUGCUCACGCCUCUUUCAAGAUGGCCCUCCUCAAGGGUCUCCCUCUCUACAUGAGCACCAAGAACACUAUCUUGAAGCGCUACGAUGGCCGCUUCAAGGAUAUCUUCCAGGAAAUCUAUGAGGCUGAGUACAAGAAGGAGUUCGAUGCCAAGAACAUCUGGUACGAGCAUCGCCUGAUCGACGACAUGGUCGCUCAGAUGAUCAAGAGCGAGGGCGGUUUUGUCAUGGCCUUGAAGAACUAUGACGGUGACGUCCAAUCCGACGUUGUCGCUCAAGGUUUCGGCUCUCUCGGCCUGAUGACCUCCACCCUGGUUACCCCCGAUGGCUCUGCUUUCGAGUCCGAGGCCGCCCACGGUACCGUCACUCGCCACUACCGGGAGCACCAGAAGGGCCGUGAGACCUCUACCAACCCCAUCGCCUCUAUCUUCGCCUGGACCCGGGGUCUGGUCCAGCGUGGUCAGCUUGACAACACCCCCGACGUUGUUGCUUUCGCCGAGGCCCUCGAGGCCGCCUGUGUUGACGUCGUCAACGAGGAGGGCAUCAUGACCAAGGACCUGGCGCUUGCCCAGGGCCGCAAGGAGCGUGAGGCCUGGGUCACCACCGGCGAGUACCUUGCUGCCGUUGAGCGCCGCCUCAAGGCCAACCUCAAGGCUCGUCUGUAG
Penicillium chermesinum is the source of this 1464-nucleotide messenger RNA. Its product is annotated as NADP-dependent isocitrate dehydrogenase. Gene Ontology annotation, biological process: isocitrate metabolic process. The transcript is spliced from 8 exons. The coding region runs from base 1 to 1464 and encodes 487 amino acids. Gene Ontology annotation, cellular component: mitochondrion. Lineage: Eukaryota; Fungi; Ascomycota; Eurotiomycetes; Eurotiales; Aspergillaceae. Gene Ontology annotation, molecular function: NAD binding; magnesium ion binding; isocitrate dehydrogenase (NADP+) activity. The record is from RefSeq and is a predicted model, not a curated record.